Messenger RNA from Phycomyces blakesleeanus NRRL 1555(-), 4625 nucleotides. RefSeq lists its product as hypothetical. The transcript is spliced from 5 exons. The record is from RefSeq and is a predicted model, not a curated record. Gene Ontology annotation, molecular function: ATP binding; ABC-type transporter activity; ATP hydrolysis activity. NCBI's taxonomy places the organism in Eukaryota, Fungi, Mucoromycota, Mucoromycetes, Mucorales, Phycomycetaceae. Bases 1 to 4365 code for a protein of 1454 amino acids. Gene Ontology annotation, cellular component: membrane. Gene Ontology annotation, biological process: transmembrane transport.
AUGGAAGAGAAAUACGAUAUGGGCUCGGUGCCACUAAAUCAAAGAAAGAAUUAUGCCGGCCAAUACUCCUACUCCAACUCAGUGGAUACUAUUAUCGAUAACGCUGUGGGCUCCCAAGGAAACUAUGGAGAGACUGAAGUGAAUACAGUAAACAUUGAAGGUGCUAUCGAUGAAUAUGAGACCCUUAAACGCGAAUUAACUACACUCAGUCGCAAAGCAACCAAUUCCAGUAAAUUAGAAGAAGGCAAUGCACCAGCAGACGAUUUCAACUUAGAUGAUUUCUUACAUGGUGUUUCCUCGGAUUCAUCCAAGGCUGGCCACACUAAAAAGCAUAUUGGUGUUUCCUGGAAAAAUCUUACUGUGAAGGGUGUUGCUGCUGAAGCCCAUACCAUUUCAACUGUCGCAAGUCUCCCGUUGUCUAUAUUCAAAAUGAUGAAACUGCUCAUAAAAAAACAAGACGUUCCUCAAAAGACCAUUCUCCGCAACAGUACCGGUUUCUGUAAAGACGGUCAGAUGCUGCUCGUCCUUGGGCGCCCGGGAGCUGGUUGUACCACCCUUCUCAAGAUCAUAUCUAAUAUGCGUGGGUCCUAUACAAGCAUUGAAGGCGACUUAUCAUACGGAGGUAUUGACCCUAAGACAUUUGCGACACAUUAUCGUGGUCAAGUAUGCUACAACGAAGAAGAAGAUCAACACUAUCCCACUCUCACUGCCAAGCAGACUCUUCAAUUUGCUUUACGAACAAAGACUCCCGGAUCUCGACUUCCUGACGAAACUAGACAUGACUUUGUGAACCGUGUUCUUUACAUGCUCGGAAACAUGCUCGGUCUGACCAAGCAGAUGGACACCAUGGUCGGUAAUGCCUUCGUCCGUGGUCUCUCUGGUGGAGAGCGUAAGCGUCUCUCGAUUGCAGAGCAAAUGACAACAUCUAGUUCAAUCAAUUGCUGGGAUUGCUCCACUCGUGGUCUCGAUGCCGCAUCUGCUCUCGAUUUCGUUCGUUCUCUUCGUAUCAUGACGGAUAUUCUCAAAAAAACUACCGUGGCAACUCUUUACCAAGCCUCCAACAGUAUCUUUACCCUAUUUGAUAACGUCAUUCUUCUUGACGAGGGCUAUUGCCUUUACUUUGGACCUGUUAGCAAAGCCAAGCCCUACUUUGAAAAAAUGGGUUUCUUUUGUCCUCUUCGCAAAUCCACACCAGACUUUUUGACCGGUAUCUGUAAUCCAUUGGAGAGAGAGUUUCAACCUGGAUACGAAAACAGAGUUCCACAGUUUGCACAUGAAUUCCAAGAAAUUUAUUUGGCAUCUGACAUUUACAAAUCGAUGAUGAACGAUUUAGAAGACUAUGAGAGUACAUUUAAGGCUGGCAACCAGGCAGAUAAUUUCAAACAGGCAAUGAACGAAGAACAUCAGAAACGCGCUCCAUCAAAAGAACCUUAUAUUGCAUCAUUUUACCAGCAAGUCAGAGCUCUUCUGAUCCGCCAAUACUAUUUACUUAUCAAAGAUAAACCAGCACUUAUUUCUCGCUACGGUACAAUUCUUAUUCAGUCUCUUAUCACAUCGUCUUGCUUCUACAACCUUCCCUUAACUGGUAUCGGUGCCUUCUCUCGUGGAGGUGCCCUUUUCUUUGCUAUCCUCUUCAACGCCUUUAUUUCUCAAAGUGAACUUGUGAAUUUCCUAAUGGGCAGACCUGUUUUGGAAAAACAUAAGCAAUAUGCUCUUUUUCAUCCGUCUGCAUUUUAUGUCGCCCAGAUGGUUAUGGAUGUUCCCUAUGCUCUUGCUCAAGUCGCUUUAUACGCUGUGUGCUCUUACUUUAUGUCUGGCUUUAACUUGACGGCUGGAAAGUUCUUUACUUUCUUCAUCAUUUUAUUCUUCAUCAAUAUGUCUAUGAAUGGACUGUUCCGUCUGUUUGGAGCCUUGACUAGUAGUUUCUUUGUUGCCACUCAGGUUUCUAGUGUACUUUUGGUCUCCGUGGUCUCUUACGUUGGUUAUAAUAUUCCAUAUCCAAAAAUGCACCCUUGGCUUUACUGGAUUUACUGGGUUAACCCAAUUUCUUAUGCAUACAAGGCUCUAUUGAUUAAUGAAAUGAACGGACAAGAAUAUACAUGUGAUGCUCCUGGAAACUCAGUUCCUUAUGGGCCUGGAUAUGAUAACUGGGACUACAAGAUCUGUACCAUGGCUGGAGGUGUUCCUGGCGAAAGUUUUGUCAAGGGUGAAGCUUAUCUUCUCCAGGGUCUGACAUACAAAGUCUCGGAAGCCUGGGCACCUGAUUUUAUCGUCGUUGUCGCUUAUUUCUUGGUGUUUUCUGCAAUGUGUGCUCUUGCUAUGGAAUACGUUGACUCUAGCAAUGGUGGAAAUACUAUCAAAUUCUACGUCCCCGGAAAGGCUCCAAAGCCCCGUACUGAUGAGGAAGAAAACGAGCGUCGCAAACGUCUCGCCCAGAUCACCGAUGAAAUGGACAGCAUCUCCACUGGUACUACUUUCUCGUGGCAGAAUGUCAAUUACACUGUUCCUGUCAAGGGCGGUAACCUUCAGCUUCUCACUGGUAUCAACGGUAUCGUUAGACCCGGCCAUCUCACUGCUCUUAUGGGAUCUUCUGGUGCAGGAAAGACCACUCUCUUGGAUGUUCUCGCUCUUCGUAAGACUACUGGUGUUGUUGAAGGAGAAGUCUAUCUCAAUGGUGAAGCUCUCAUGAGUGAUUUCGAGCGUAUUACUGGCUACUGUGAACAAAUGGAUAUUCAUCAGCCAGCUGUGACAGUCCGCGAAGCUCUUCGUUUCUCUGCCUAUCUCCGCCAAGAUGAAUCUGUACCUAGAUCCGAAAAAGAUGAAUAUGUCGAGAAGAUUAUCCAAUUACUUGAGAUGGAAGAUAUUUCGGAUGCUCAGAUUGGUAUGGUUGACCAAGGUGUUGGUAUCUCUGUCGAAGAACGCAAGCGUCUUACAAUUGGUAUGGAAUUGGUCGGUAAACCAAAGCUACUGUUCUUGGAUGAGCCUACUUCCGGUCUCGAUGCCCAAAGUUCGUUCAAUAUUAUUCGUUUCAUUCGCAAGCUCGCUGAUGCUGGCUGGCCCGUUCUUUGCACAAUCCAUCAACCUUCGGCAAUUCUCUUUAGCCAUUUCGAUCACCUACUGCUGCUUGUCCGUGGUGGAAAGACCGCUUAUUAUGGUGAAAUCGGUCCUGAUGCUCGCAUAAUGAUCGACUACUUUGAAUCUAAUGGCGGUCCUUCCUGUCAUCCUGAAUCCAAUCCUGCCGAGUACAUUCUCGAGGUUGUUGGUGCUGGUACUUCUGGAAAGGCUUCCCGUGACUGGGCUGAAAUCUGGGCCGGAUCCAAGGAAUCUAACGCACUUGAUGCUGAACUUGCAGAAAUCAGAAACGCGGCUGACAAGCACCCUACCCGCAAGCCUCGCACAUAUGCCUCUUCUUACUGGAAUCAAUUCAAGCUGGUACUCGGCAGAAUGAACCUGGCUUACUGGCGCUCACCCGAUUAUAACUUUGGACGUUUCUUGAAUAUUGUCGUUACUGCUUUGAUCAACGGAUUUACCUACUGGAAACUUGGAUCCUCUUCUUCUGACCUGCAAUACAAGAUCUUCGCUUUAUUCAGUACCUUUAUUAUGGCCAUGACUCUUAUUAUUCUUGCUCAGCCUAAGUUUAUGACCGAGCGAUUGUUCUUCCGUCGUGAAUAUGCCUCCCGCUACUAUAGUUGGUUCCCAUGGACUGUUUCUACCAUAUUGGUAGAGAUUCCUUAUAUACUGGUCUUUGCAGCCUUCUUUAUGUUCUGUUUCUACUGGACUGCUGGAAUGAACCCAAGCUCUGAAGCCUGCGGAUAUUUCUAUAUCAUUUUCAUUUUCAUUGUUCUCUGGGCCGUCUCACUUGGUUUUGUGAUUGCUGCCGUUUCUGAGCUCCCGACUAUGGCGGCUGUUAUCAAUCCUUUGGUUAUUUCUUUGCUGAUUCUUUUCUGUGGUCUGAUGCAGCCCGAGACUUCGAUGCCUACGUUUUGGAGAAAAUGGAUGUACUGGAUCGAUCCAUUCCACUACUACAUUGAAGGUCUGGCAGUAAAUGAACUCGAGGAUAUCAAGGUUGUAUGUACAGACAACGAUCUUCUCAAGUUCUCUCCUCCGCCCAAUCAGACAUGUGGCGAGUACAUGACCAACUAUUUCUCCUAUGGUGGAUUUGGAUACGUCGCCAACCCAGACGCUGUGCAACCCGAACUGUGCGGAUACUGCUCUUACAAUUCUGGCCCAGAAUAUUACAAUGGCGUUUAUGGCUGGGAUGCAGGAAACAAGUGGCGUAACCUUGGUGUUCUUGCUGCUUUUGCUGCCUUUAAUGUUAUCGUUUUCCAUAUUUUGGUUUUCUGGAACCGAAAGGGCAGACGAUAAAAAGAAUAGAAUAAUCACUGUUUUUUUUUUAAUAUUUUUAUAUUUUUUCUAAAUUAUUGCCACUCUAUUGUACUUCUUUAUUUUUUAUUAUUGUGUUGUAUAAUCUACAUAUACCACAUAUGCUCUUCUUUCAAUUCUAUCCACAUAACCUCUUUACUUUACUUUAUUUUAUUGUAUUGCAUUGUUUAAGUUGGUUUGUAUUUUUUUUAUUAAUAAGACAUCUUUCUUUCCUAAUAAAUCAUUUUUUUAUUAAGAUACAU